Pectinophora gossypiella (pink bollworm) is the source of this 1727-nucleotide messenger RNA. RefSeq names its product GDP-fucose protein O-fucosyltransferase 1 (gene pofut1). Lineage: Eukaryota; Metazoa; Arthropoda; Insecta; Lepidoptera; Gelechiidae. The transcript is spliced from 4 exons. The record is from RefSeq and is a predicted model, not a curated record. Bases 145 to 1317 code for a protein of 390 amino acids. Gene Ontology annotation, biological process: Notch signaling pathway; protein O-linked glycosylation via fucose. Gene Ontology annotation, molecular function: peptide-O-fucosyltransferase activity.
GUUGUUUGACUAUGUUCUCUUAGUAGUCUGUGGUUGUUUGUUUCAGUUUUGGUUAAGUGCCGGGUUUCAGAAGAAAAGAAAAAAAAAGUGCCGGGUUUCAAACAAUAAUAAUUACCUACUGUCGAGCGUAAAGAUUGCAAAGUUAUGAUUAACAUCAUAGAAGACCGGGUCCUGCGGAAUAUGUUGAUGUUUUUCUUUGUGUUUUUUAUAGUAGAGUUAUCGUUAGUUCAAGCCGCAAGUUAUGAUAACGGAUAUAUUGCCUACUGUCCUUGCAUGGGUAGAUUUGGAAAUCAGGCAGAUCAUUUCUUGGGUUCACUAGCAUUCAGCAAAGUUCUUAAUAGAACAUUAAUACUCCCACCAUGGGUUGAAUAUAGAUAUGGAGAGCCAAGGUCAAUCCAGGUGCCAUUUGAUACUUAUUUUAAAGUAGAGAGUUUAUCUGAAUAUCAUAAAGUUAUUACAAUGGAAAAUUUCAUGACUGAAAUUGCACCUUUUAUAUGGCCAAAACAUAAAAGGAUAUCAUUUUGCUAUACAAAAAGAAUAGGAGAGCAAGAAAAUAGUUGCAAUGCCAAAUCUGGUAAUCCAUUUGGACCUUUUUGGGAUACCUUUGAUAUAAGUUUUACUGGAUCUGAAUUUUAUGGACCAUUAAAUUAUGAUGUUCAUAAUACUGUUAUGAUAGAGAAGUGGAAACAAAAGUACCCUUCAGAAGCUUGGCCUGUUCUGGCUUUCACAGGUGCACCAGCAAGUUUCCCUGUACAAGACGACAAUCGCAUUUUACAGAAGUACCUUACUUGGUCUGAUGAUUUAGUGAACAGAUCUAGAAUUUACAUUAAAAAGAAUAUGAGUGGUGGAGGAUUCUUAGGUAUACAUCUGAGGAAUGGUCAAGACUGGAUAAAGGCAUGUCAGCAUGUGAAGGACAGUCCUAUGUUGUUUGCAGCUCCACAAUGUGUGGGAUAUAGAAAUGAAAGAGGACCUUUGACAAUGUCGAUGUGUAUACCACAGAAAUCAGAAAUUAUUUUACAAGUGAAAAGGGCAAUCAAGAAAUUAGAUAAUAUAAAAUUUAUAUUUGUAGCAUCAGACUCUAACCAUAUGGUGGAAGAUUUUAAUUCAGCGUUGCAACAUUCAGACAUUAAAGUAGCAACUUUACAGCCAUCUAAUCCACAUUUAGAUUUAGCUAUCUUAGGGCAAGCAAAUUAUUUUAUUGGUAAUUGUGUUUCAUCAUACUCAGCAUUUGUAAAGAGAGAGCGUGAUGUGAGAGGUUUACCUUCAGAAUUUUGGGCAUUUCCUGCACGUAAAAAAAUAAAACAUGAAGAAUUAUGAUUUUUGCAGGAGUGGCAACCUGAAGGAACAAAUAUAUUAUUAAGUAUAUUUUUUACAGUGCUUAUGUAAGGAUAACUAUGAAUUUAUAAUUUAGUAUACAGAAAUAAUAAUAAUAGUUGUAAGAAAUAUUGGUACAAAUGUUGUGUUGAUAUAAUUUACUUUUACAAAUGUGAAUGAAAAAAUAAUGUAACCAUUUGGGAUGUUCCUAUAGUAUUAAAUUUUUUUAUUAAUAUGGUUUGAUUUUUUGAAUGUUUAAAGGAACUAUCUUUUACAAUGAACUGCACUCGUAGCACAGGUUCCACGUCGCACAAAUACUUCGAGGGAUCCAAACAAUGAUUGGAUGUUAUUCAUGUUGUAUAACAUUCACUGCAUCUAUGGGUCAAAGCCUUCGAUAUAUAUCGCGGCGCGCG